Molecule: messenger RNA, 1299 nt
Organism: Penicillium cataractarum
Lineage: Eukaryota; Fungi; Ascomycota; Eurotiomycetes; Eurotiales; Aspergillaceae
Product: FAD-dependent oxidoreductase
Exons: 2
Coding region: 1-1299 (432 amino acids)
Molecular function (GO): FAD binding
Source: RefSeq, a predicted model, not a curated record
AUGUCCAGUUCAAAGCCUGCACCGAUCGCCAUCAUUGGCGGUGGCCCCUGCGGACUUACAUUUGCGCGCCUCCUAGAAUGCGCGGGCAUAGACUACGUCGUAUUUGAGCGGGAUGCGUCGUCAGUCCCAGAGCCGGGCUUUCAGGGUGGCACCCUGGACAUCCAUGGUCAAACAGGACAGGAAGCACUGCGACGCGCUGGUCUACACGACGAAUUCGAAAGGCUUGCUCGACGUGAUGCGACGAGUAUGCUUGUCCAAAACUACAAGGGUGAUUUCUGCAUGAAAUUUGGCGAAAAACGCGAUGCGCCUGAGAUCGAUCGCCUCCAGUUGCGGCAGAUACUCCUGGACUCUCUCCCAUCGCAUCGGGUUCGCUGGGGCAAGGCGCUAUCUUCCAUUGAGCGUGACACGCACCAAGAAGAGUUGAGCGCCAAAGACGUCGUCCUGCGCUUUGCAGAUGGCUCGACAGAGACUGGAUUCCGGCUUGUUGUCGGUGCCGAUGGCGCUUUGAGUAAAGUGCGACAACUGAUCACGCCUGCAACUCCUGAAUAUGCAGGAAUCAUGUUCAUCGAGGGCCGACUAUCCCUCGACAAUCCACGGUACCAUGCUGCACGCGAGACGGUCGGCGCAGGAAACUCCAUCGCUAUGAGCGCCAACGCCAUUCUUUGCGUGCAGCAAAUGUCCGACCGCUCAUACCGUGUCUACAUGGGUAUUAAGGGCCCGCAAGAGCUCACUCGAUCCGGUGGUGAGCUGGAUGUAGCGAACAUUGAAAAGACUCGUGCCGCGCUCCUUGCAUCUACUGGCUUCUAUGAUGGCUGGGCAGAGCACCUCCGUGACUUUGUCGCCCAUGCGGAGGGCCCCUGGCGCGUUUGGCCUUGGUGCAGACUCAAGCCGGAAUUGCUGUUGCCAAAGGCUGACGAUGCUUCUCACGAUGGCACCCAGAACCAAGAUGCAUGGAAGCGCUCUCCGGGUGUUGCGAUCAUGGGAGAUGCUGCGCAUGCUGCCUCGCCCAAUGGCGAGGGCGUCAAUCAAGCCAUGUAUGAUGCAUUGCAAUUGUUUGAGAGUAUAUCUGCUGAGAUAGGUGACAAGCAGGAAGGGGAGUUUGACGAAAUAGCCGAUGCUGCGGCGCUGGACCGAGCGAUCGCUACCUACGAGGCUGAGAUGCUCCCUCGCGGUCGCGACCAUAUUGAGGAUGGCAUGAAUGUGGAGAACAUGUUCUUCGGCGAGAACGCAGCCCAAGCCCUCAUUGAGAAUUUCAAGUUGAUGAAGCCGGAGGGUUCUAAGCCGCCGAUGGAGCCUUGA